Molecule: messenger RNA, 420 nt
Organism: Lagenorhynchus albirostris (white-beaked dolphin)
Lineage: Eukaryota; Metazoa; Chordata; Mammalia; Artiodactyla; Delphinidae
Product: inactive Ufm1-specific protease 1-like
Exons: 1
Coding region: 1-420 (139 amino acids)
Source: RefSeq, a predicted model, not a curated record
AUGGGCGACAAGCCCCCCGGGCUCCGGGGCUCUCGGGGAUGGAUCGGCUGUGUAGAGGCCAGCCUCUGCCUCGACCACUUCGGGGGUCCCCAAGGGUGCCCAUGUCACGUGCCCCGUGGAGCAGCGCUUCUGGGGGAACUGGAGAGGCUCUGUUCCCACUUGGCAGGGGCCUGGGGGGGGCCUGUAAUGGUUGGAGGGGAUGCGGAUGCCCAGUCAGAGGCGUUGCUUGGCCCAGGCACGGAAGCCUACGUCCUGGUAUUGGACCCUCACUGCUGGGGUGAUCCGAAAAACCCCCGUGAACUACAGGCUGCUGGGUGGGUGGGCUGGCGAGAGGUAAGCUCAGCCUUUGACUCCAACUCCUUCUACAACCUGUGCUUGACCAGCUGUGACUCGGAAAGGCAGCUGCCCUCCCUGGAUUGA